This is a messenger RNA of Fusarium sp. VM40, 2040 nucleotides long. The record is from the annotation of a GenBank genome assembly. Lineage: Eukaryota; Fungi; Ascomycota; Sordariomycetes; Hypocreales; Nectriaceae.
AUGUCUCCCUCCUCGUCCCCUUCAAGGGACAUAACGGAGCUUUUCAGCCGGCGUCGCGGUAUCAACAUCCCCUCGGAUCAGAAGACUUUGCUCGACGGGCCUGAUUCUUGGGCUGUAGAGUUGAACAACCCUCGCAAUCUGGCACAUAUUCCAGGUCACGUUUUUGAAACGGUCAAGGCAAGUUACCUUGCUCGAAGAGUAACCUUGCAAGACCGCACGCCACAAGCGAAGCAGCGCGGCGUAAGUCCAGGUCCAUUGACAAGAAGCAAGCGCAUACAAAAUGGCGAUGCGCCAAUACCUACAGCCGAUCAUGAGAACUCGCCAGCAUCGUCUCCCGAAAGGUCAAUUUCUUGGGGGCCAAGUCGAAGCCCAACUCCAGUUCCUAAGAAUACCAAAGACUCCGAAUCCAUCGCGGUACUUAUAGGGCCAACUACUCAAUCGUCUAUCAUACACGAGACUCCGAAAACGGGUUCCGUACCACCAGCCAAUGAUCCCCCACCUUCGUCUGAGGAAGUUGAUGACCUGGAAACGAGGAUUCCGGAUGCCCAACCUCACAUCAAUGCCCUCGUUAACCGAAUGGCUGUGCCUGCCAAUCCAACAGUACCAUCGCCGCUCUCCAUAGACAGGACUAUGGCCACACCACCAUGUGCACAGCCAAGCAAUCCCACUCAAGCACUGGUCCCAGACACGGUCAUCACGAAUAGAGGGGCUUUAAAAGAGAAUAGAAGUCCGGGGACUGGUCUAUCAAAGCCUCGACUCAGAUUCAAACCUAUUGGUGUUGGUGAGAUGGGAAAGAAGAGGAAGAAAAGCCAUAACGAGAAAGAGCGCCUUCCACCCACAAUAAUGCCGCCAGAAAUCGAGAGUUCACAAAUACCGACAUCCUCCGACUCUAUCAUUCCUAACACGUACAACCAUAACGGGUCAACGACUCGGGAAGUCAUAAGAGAGUCUAUUGAAGUCAACGAGGAGGACGAGACAGUUGAAACUGUUGAGGAGAUUGUACCGUCAACCUACGACCAGCCAUUAAUAGUAGAUCGACCUUCCACUCAUCAUCAGAGGCCCGUCAUUAAGCAUGACCCUCUUGAGAUGGAGCAAAGAGCCCCCAAUCAGUACAAGCAAGCUGCUCAAGAACCCAUCACUCCAUCGCAGAUGGGUCCAUCAAAAAUGGCCCCAUCGUCGACUUCUCAUAGGCGGUUAGGUGACCAACUACAACCGCCUCAACCGUCUACACCACUAUGCAUAGCCCCAGGGGCGCCUCUGGAGCCAUAUGAUGUCUUCGUACAACACUACCCAGCGUAUACUGGCGACGAUGAUGGCCGAAAGUUACCAGGGACCAAGUUGCAUUUUAUUAAAGCCUGCGCAUACCUCAACUAUCUACGACCAAAAGGUCUUCUUCGAGACUGUCUCUAUGACGACUUCAUCCGAGCUUUCCCUUGUUAUUAUAAGAAAUACGUGGAUCGCACUCGCGUGCCAGUUAUGUUUGCAGUCGAAUGGUUCAACAAGCAGAAAAACCCCCCAAUCUAUGAUAAAUAUCUGGUUAAUAGGAGCAACCUUAGCCAUAUUCUUAGGUCAUACCCCGAAGAAUUUGCGAAGGUGACCAAACUGUAUUCAAAAAAGGAUGGUGAUCAAGUCAGUAUUUAUACCAGUUCAGAAGAGGGAGAUGUGCAGGGAAAUCGUCGGCUAUCGAGCUCAGUUUCCAGGUCUUCGAACCAUUCACAUCAAAGGAAGAGCCCGGAAUCUCUUGAACCCAUCACAACUGUUGAGAGUGACAUGGAUAUCGAUCUUCCCGAGAUGCUACCUGCACUGCGGUCAAACUCCAAGAAGCGGAAGUUGUCGAUAGUAUCGGUAGAGGAAACAGAGGGCCCGGAAGACUUUUUCACAGGUCCCACCACCACAUUCUUCACGAGCCCAUGGAAUUCAAACUCAGGCGCCGGCGCCGCCCUCGCCCAAGAUCCCACAGACCUCAAUGUUACCACCAUCCACAGUUGGAACGUCAGCAACAAGGCCGAGGCCAAUUCGACCAUUGAAGAGAUACUUUAG